This is a messenger RNA of Colletes gigas, 3054 nucleotides long. RefSeq lists its product as uncharacterized. The transcript has 14 exons. Gene Ontology annotation, molecular function: serine-type endopeptidase inhibitor activity. Lineage: Eukaryota; Metazoa; Arthropoda; Insecta; Hymenoptera; Colletidae. The coding region runs from base 373 to 2988 and encodes 871 amino acids. The record is from RefSeq and is a predicted model, not a curated record.
AAUUUGACCUAUCGACACCGCUCGUGUCCACAUCCAUCGUUCGAAAGUGCGAUCGAGUUAAUAGUAAACAACAGUCACGUUGUGUCGAUCAGUGGGAAAUAAAAGUGUCGUCGCGUUUGAACCGUUUGGUUCUCUCUCUGCCAAAAAUACGCGGGAACGACACGCUGCGAAUGAUAAGCAACUCGAAUACGAAACAAUUUUUUUUUUACCGUGAGUCACGUUCUUCGAUUCUUCCUUUCUCGACGAAUCGUCCUUUCCCCUCUGCCUCCUCGCUAUCUUCUCUUUCAUCCAGCGAACCGUACGCGGGCCAAAGAACGGACGGACGGACGGACAAGCCGACCGACCGGUUCUGCGUUUGGUGAACACAGUUGGAUGAGAUCAGAGGCCGUUUUGCCAUUUUCUACCAUUGUCUCGACGGACGGUUUUCGUUCAGGUCGCGCAGAAGAUUCACUGUUACGCGCAACGCGAAUCGGCGCGAUGAAGUACAACGUAAUGCUGGGAUACACAACGAUCGCGUUCAUCGCGAUUUUAGCGACGACAGGAUGCAAAUCCCAGCUGCUGAGACCUGUUUCCAUUAAUUCGAACGUGACGCAGCGCAUCGAUCCUUCGAUCACGAACCACGACGAUGAAUACGACGUGGACGACUUCGUGCCCUACCAAGGAGAACGUUUCAACAUUUUCGACUGGACAUUGCUUAGAGCCAUGAACAGAAGAUACUCGGGGAAUGUUCUCGUAUCGCCCAUAUCUCUGAAGAUCGCGUUGGUGUUGCUGUACGAAGGCGCCCAGGAUGAAACUGCGCACGAGCUUGCCACCGUGAUGCAGCUGCCCCUUACUCGAACAGCUACCAGAGAAAGGUUCUCCACGAUUUUGCAUUCGCUCCAGGCAAGUUCACCAGCAUACACGUUGAACAUCGGAACGCGAAUGUACGUCGACUCGAACAUUCUGACCAGACAGCGAUACGAGGCGAUAGUGAAGACCUUUUACAAUACCGACGUGAUCAACGCGAAUUUCACCGAGGCUGGUCCGUUGGUCCAGUCAAUAAACAACUGGGUUAGCAACCUGACCGAUGGUAACAUCGAUAAGAUGAUAGACGACGAGAGCAACGUGAGGAACUCGUUGAUGGUCAUCAUGAACGCGCUCUUCUUCAAAGGAUCGUGGCGUCGCAAAUACUUCAAUCCGGAAAGUACUCGUACAGGACCGUUUUACACGGGCGACAAUGCAGUCGUGAAUGUACCAUUUAUGCGUGUAACUAAACGCUUCUAUUAUUCCGAGUCUCCCGAGCUGGACGCGAAAAUUCUACGUAUACCGUACGACGGGCACAAGUUCGCCAUGUAUUUCCUGUUGCCGCGUACUAGGAACGGAAUGGACAAGCUCGUAAAUGCAAUCACUCCGUUCGUGCUGACUCGAUACGUGUGGCUCAUGCAGGAUUUAACCGUCGAUGUUUCCAUCCCGAAAUUCAAAUUCGAAUUCACCAGCCACUUGGAACCCGUGCUACGCGAGCUCGGUAUCCGCGACAUUUUCGACGACACGGCGACGUUGACGGGUAUAGCUCGCACCAAACGAACCUCCAGACACCUGAAAGUUUCGGACAUUUUGCAGAAGACUGGUAUAGAAGUGAAUGAAAAGGGAACUACGGCUUACGCGGCCACUGAGAUCGAUGUCGGGAAUAAAAUCGGGGAAGAAACGUUCCACGCGAAUCAUCCGUUCAUGUUUUACAUCGAAGACGAAUCUACUGGGACGAUCCUCUACGUAGGCAAAAUGAUGGAACCUAGACAAGAGGCCAGCCCUUUGAGCCCCAACUCGAUGCAGAACUUUCCAUCCAAAUUUGGCCCAGCAGUAUCGGCUGCAGACUCAACCUUGCAGGCAGGCUUGAAUGCCCAAGAUCGGAACAACCUCUUCAACAUGUACUUUUCGCAGGUCUUGAACAAAAAAUACGAAGGAAAUCUAGUAUCGUCGCCUGCGAGCAUUAAAACAGCUUUGACGAUGCUUUCGGACGGUGCAAGCGAAGAAACGAAAAGAGAAAUAAUUUCGGUUCUAAGAUUACCGGAAAACGAGUCGAGGAGAAGAGAAAUUACGACACUUGUUUUGAAAUCUCUAAAGAGGAACGAAAAUGGUACGGAAAUUGAUAUAGCGACUUGUCUGUGGGUAGAUAAGAAUUUUAACGUGCUGGAUAGUUAUAGAAACGCUUUACAGUUACAUUACAAAGGUGAUGUUCAAAGUGUGAACUUUGCGGACACUCAAAGCGCCGCGGGCAUUAUUAAUGACUGGGUUCGUCAGGCAUCGCGCAAUAAAAUUUCCUCCCCCUUGGUAAACAGUAUUCAAGCUGACACGCGUUUAGUGUUAACCUCGGUCAUCUACUUUAGAGGGCAUUGGUUAAAAUCGUUCAACAAGAAGAAAACGAAGAUACAUUGCUUCUUUACACCAAACGGUGAAUGUCGAAACAUCGACUUCAUGAUACACGAAUCCACGUACAGAUACGCUCAGAUAUCUUCGAUCGAUGCGGAGGUUUUCGAAAUUCCAUACUCGGAUAACAAAACAUUUAUGUUGUUGUUAAUGCCAACUAGAAAAGAAAGUGAUCCAUAUCUUCGAAUAUUAUCUAAAGACUUAGCCACUGUUCCCGUUUCCGUGUUAUUAGCAAAUUUAAAGGAUAGAGAUGCUACCAUUUAUCUUCCCAAAUUUACUAUCGAGAACAGUCUCAAUUUAGUACCUACAUUACAACACUUGGGUAUUGAGAGUAUAUUUGAAUCCGAUGCAAACUUAACGAACAUCGUAUCCAAUGGUUCUCUAAAGGUAGCAAGUAUAUUUCAAAAUGUUAGAAUAGAAGUAGACGAAGAUGGAACAUUAGCUGUAGCUGAUACAGAAAUUGGAUUCGUGCCCCUUUCAUCUUGGAACAAUGACAUCAAAUUCAAUAGACCAUUUCUGUUUUUAAUCGUCGACUCUGUAACACAUACGACACUGUUUUCUGGUCGCUUUAUCGAACCGUUUUAACGAUAGAUGUUUGGUGACUAUCAUAUAAGUAGUAGCUAUAUAUUUUAAUAAUAAAUACAUAUUGUG